AUGCCUGGCGCGCAGGAGCCUGUCGCCGGCGAUCCACCUUCACAGUCGCCUUGGCUGCGAGCACAUGUUCCCGAUGAGCUCAAGGGACUGACGCCGGUCGAAGAGAAGCUCAUCUCGCUGAACUCAUGUUACGGGCAUGUCAGGGGCCACAUCACAGUGUUUCCGAACAAUGUGCAGGAGCUGGCCACCAAAGUGCUCCCGCACCCCCUUUUGCAAGCACUGGACGAGAUCCACAUCUCGUGGCAGGGCGCGGAGAAGCCGGCACCGAGCGACCUGUCGAGUCUCUUGUCGGUGAGGCGGCGGGUGGUCGAGAGGGCCCUUGUCUGGCUGAAGCGGAACAACCCCCACUACGCCGAGAUCGAGAUCGACGCGGCGGAGAUGGAGAGCUGGGGAGACUCGAUACACGGGGUACCGUCGUCGGUGUGCGAUCGUAUGGAGCGGAACGAGCCGUCUGGGUGGGAGAAAGCGCGGACGGCGCACGUUGUGCCGCCCACGGAACGCGCCGUGGACGAGGAGGGCCGGUGGAGAUCGAGGAGCUCUUCGCCCUGCUCAACCAAGGACAAGAAGCCGGCGGCCAGGAACGUUCCAGCGAUCAACGAGGUGACGUCUUCUGGCAUGUUCGCGCUCGACGGACCGCCAGACGUCGCGGACGUGGAGAAGCUGCAGUUUGCCUGUGACGCUGUUGCCGGGGUUCGGGGCGUGGCGACGGUGGUUGUGAGCCAUACAUCCGGGUUUCGCGGGGGUGAGUUUACCGAUUCCUUUGAGGCGUCCUUCUUUGCCAGGACGUUCCCGACCCUGUUCCCAUUUGGCGUUGGGGACCAAGAGGCGGCCGCGGGAGACCCCGUAUCGUCUCGAAGCUUGAACCUUCAGGCGUGGGCCGAGAUCGUGCUCCGGCGCCAUGGUGGUCGAUUUGCACUGCACCACAUCUUCGCAUUUCUCGUCUUCAACAUGGGGGUGCGGUCGAGGAACCGCCGGGUCAGCAUGUUGAGUGUGGGGAGGAAGAACUUCCGCAAGGUAGAGCGCAUCUCGCUCAUCGUCGGAUAUGGCGUGCCGGCCAUCUGGUUCACCAUCAACCCGAACGACAUUACGAACCCGGUGAAGCUGCGACUGGCGGCAUACCGCACACGCGAUCCCGACGCGGCCGAGGAGUUCUUAGAAGGCCUUGGGGAUGCGUAUAAGCGGGCACGGCUGGCGAUAUCGGAUCCCAUGAGCUCGGCCGUGUUCUUCCACCGCGAGAUGAAGCUGUUCUUCGAUCAUUACGUGAAGGUCGGUGAAGACUCGAUGCUUGCCGACAUCCACGGGGAGGAUCAGGCGGCGUAUCGCGAGCGAAUCGUCCGAUACAUCGAUAGCGUCUUCUCAGAGGAUCUGGACCAGGAAAGUUUUUGCGCCGUGCAAGCGGAGCGAUCUGUGACGGGCGGUAUUGGUUCCCUGCUGGACAACGCCGCGCAGUUCUCGGCCGCGUUUAUCGAGGAGGCCAACUUCUGUGCCGGCGCGACGCAGGAGGGCGGAAAGGGACCUCUGCCGGUUCAAGGCGCCAUGGAGAUCCGGAGGACACACAGCAUGGUCAAUCGAUGGAACGAGGCUAUUGCUGUCGGGCUCCGGCACAACCAUGAUAUUUCCUUCAUUGCGACGCAGCGCAAGACAAUGGCCCUCAUCUAUUAUGUCACGAACUACGCGACCAAGGUGGAGGACCCGGUGUGGAAGCGUGUGGCGGCCGCGGCCGAGCUCCUGGCCGCCUCAACAGGGAACAGGACGCGACAGUUCCUGAUGAGAGUGGCGAACCGCGUGUUCACGGAGCGUCCGCUAUCACAGGUCGAGGUCGUCGCUCACCUUCUCGGAUAUCCGGCCGAGUUCACCGACAGCAGCGCGUGGGCGUACCUGAACUGUUCUCUGCUGUACUGGGAAGUCUUUCGGCGAUGGCGGCAUCUCCGAGAAGCCAGUGGCGCUGCGGCUACGGAUGACACCUUGGAUGAGUCGGUGCUCAGGCGGCCGGGCAAGCACGCUACCGUCUGCCUCGACGGCUACCUGAGCAAGGACUUCACCUACGAUGACGAGUCGUGCUACCGGAGGGCAGCCGUGCAGCAUCUUGCGCUGUUCGUGCCGUGGGAGUCCUUCCUGGGCGAAGGAACAGGUGAGAUCAACAGCAUCUGGGCGCGGGCUCGAGACGCUAUGGCCCCGAGAAUAUCAUGUCUGGUCGACAACGUGCAGCUGCUUCGACGAUCCGCCGAAGACGCAAAACGCGACGCCAAGCAAUGGGCAGCCUCGUCCGGCGAUGGCGACCCGACGGUCGCACACGUCGAGGAGGGUGGAGCAGGCGAGGCGGGCGCGGAGUCUGCAGCGACAUAUCAGCCCAACAGCAUCGGAGACGCAACGCGGCUCAUCGACGUCGUCCGAGGUGCAGUGGGAGCGAAUCAGGUGACGGCCAAGUCGCCGGAGCUCAUGGCAAUGAUACAGCAGCUCUGGCGGGUAUUUUCCGGGGCCGCACUACCGCCGCAGGAUCAGGUCAAGGCUAUCAAGUCGCAGCAGCGAUCGCCGCGCAGCGUUGCGAAGGGUGAUGACCGGUUUCGGGAGGACGAGGUCGAAAUGACGAUGGCCGACUCCGACGAGACCGCUAUCGACGCAGGGGCGGGAAUGGACGUUCAGUUUGGCCCAUCAACCUCCUUCCUCGCGGCGGGCAAGGUGUUGGCAACACGGCUGACGCUGAACAAGAGGCAGUCCAUCGCUUUUCUGAUAAUAUGCCGCCAGCUCGAUUUGAUGCAGCAGACCGACGGGGCGAUGCCUGCCAGCUGCGCCAGUUCGUCGGCGGAGCGGUUCAUCCACGGCCAGUCUCGAAUGGAUUGGCAGGAGAAGGAUGUGCUCGUCAUCGACGAGGUGAGCAUGCUCGGGGCGCGGACGCUGCACGCCGUGAACGAGCGGCUUCGCCGGCUUCGCGGAUCGCGGCAAGAUUUCGGGGGGAUCCCCAUCGUCCUCUUCUGCGGAGAUUUUCAGCAGUUCCGGCCGGUCCAUCGAGACAACUCGUUCAAGGCCGAGCAGCGUCACCAGCACGACAAAGCGCACGCACUGUGGAAGAGGUUCACGACGGUCGUCAUGCUGGACGAGCAGAUGCGCGCCGCCGGCGACCCGGAGCUGCAGAGGCUGCUGAAGCGGAUCCGUCUAGGCGUGCAGGAUCGGACGGAUCUAAACCUCCUCAACUCAAGGAAUCGGUGGAACCUGAACAUGGAGGCGAGCCUGGCGUUCCGGGUCCAGCAGCGGUCGACGAUGCGCAUUUUCAUCUCCGAGCACAAGUGGAAGGAGGAGCUGCCGACGGAGGAAGAGGCGAUCAUGAUACUCAACCAGGGCGACGAUAGCGCGAUCCCGGUGCCGGCCGUCUUCAUGUUCGUGGCCGGGAUGCCCAUCGUCGUGAACCACAACACCCACCAGGGGCUGAAGCUAGUGAACGGCGCGAGCUACUCGGCGGUGGAGGUCAUUGUCGACAAGGCGUACCCGGGGCAUCGGAUCUCGGCCGAUAUGACGAUCCACUUCGGGCCGCCGGCGGGGAUCAUUCUCGAAUCGGAGACGACGAGAUAUCUCCACUUCUGCCAGCGAAAAAGGCCGUGGCAACGCAACGACGUCAGCCGAAAGGGUUUGCCGUGCGCAGCAGCGUUCGCGUGCACGGACUACAAGGUGCAGGGCAAAACGCUGGAGCGCGUGGCCCUCGAGCUGCGAGGACACGGACGACGAAGAUGGAUGGAACGGUGGUGCCCUCGCAACGGCAUCAUGCUCGUGUCCAAGGUGCGGGACAGAGACUUGGUGGGCAACCGGGUCCCCGAGGAGAUGACUGCCGCACAGGCCAGGCUCGAGGUACUGAGCGAGAGGACCGUUGAGGAGGCGUUGCGCUGGCUGGACGGUGAUGCUGAAGAGUCAAGGCGGCCGCGCUAG
Hirsutella rhossiliensis is the source of this 3918-nucleotide messenger RNA. RefSeq names its product PIF1-like helicase domain-containing protein. Gene Ontology annotation, biological process: telomere maintenance; DNA repair. The transcript has 20 exons. Lineage: Eukaryota; Fungi; Ascomycota; Sordariomycetes; Hypocreales; Ophiocordycipitaceae. The record is from RefSeq and is a predicted model, not a curated record. Gene Ontology annotation, molecular function: DNA helicase activity. Bases 1 to 3918 code for a protein of 1305 amino acids.